AUGGAUGAUACAAAAUUUAGUUAUGAAACAAUUGUAUCUCUAAGUGGUGAUGAAAAUAUUCAUUUAUUUUCAUGUAUCAAAGUUCUUGAUAGCAUGACAACAAGUUCAAUUGGAUUUGAUCAAAUUGCAAGUGCUCAUAUACAACUAAUGAAACAAAUUCAAGAGCAUCUCUCUUUAGAAAUACAUUUAGCUGACGUUACAAAAAUCAAUUCUGAAAUCAAUGAAAUACUUACAACAGAUGUUUUUCCAUUGGUUUCUAUUCGUUAUCGAGAAACUACUGAAGAAAUGAGAGCUAUGGUAAAAGAGCAAGAACAAUUAAUGUUAAAUAUAUAUUUGAAAAAAAACUUAGAAGAAGAUGAAAAUAUUGAUCAGUCCAUUCCAGUCGAAUCGCUUCACAAUACAUUUUCAGAGGGUAUCGACACAUUUGCCAUCAAAAAUAAAAUUGAACAAAACAAAUUACAAAUUCAACAAGUAUCAUAUUUUGCUCUACGAUCGUUAACAUCUUUAUUGCUAAUGUUUAUCAAGUCAGCAGAAAAAAAUGAUCCAACAUUUGUUCAAGAACUUUUAACAUUAACAAUUCAUUUAUGUGAUCAGAUUCCCAUGAUCAAUUUUACAGCAUCUGAUUCAUCACCACUCAUCGGUAAACAUUGGUUCCAAUCAUUGCAACCGUUAACAAAUUACUUUCAUGAAUUAUCAUUAUCGAAAAACCUCAUCGUAGCAAACAAAUCUAUGAAAAUUUUAUUGAAUUUUGCUAUUGCAAAAGCAUCAUUUAAAGACAUUCUAACAAUUCUAAGAAAACUCUUAUUCAAUAAAGUUCAUGUUUACAAUGUUCAACGUUUAUUCACGCGAAUGAAUAAUUGUUUGAUAGAAACUCUUAAUACGAUGCCAAAGAAAAAGCAACAACAACAAAAUAAUAAUUCUGAUCAUAAUUUUGAACAAGACAUAGAUGAUGACACAGUAGCCAAUGAAACAACAGACUAUUUGAAAGCAAUUGGUGUAUUUCCAAAUUCACAACUAGUUCAAUUAAAUGAAAAAGAAUUUACUGGACCAUUUGUCGCAUCUGUUGUUUUGGCACAUAUUGAUUUUUAUAAUCGAAUUCAUUCAGUUGAACACUUAAAAUAUGGUUCAAUCGAUAGUUCAAUUUCAUUCGAAUUUCAUCCGACUACAUUUGAACAGUUAUUUCAUAUUAUUGAACAAUUCAUAGCAACCAAAAUAAAGGGUUCCAAUAUGAUCAUUUGUCAUAUUCUGACUGUUUGUUUAAGAUUAUUCGCAACGCAUCUGAAAUUUUUAUCUAUAGUAUCAUCAACUCUUGAUCGAGAUUUGUUAUCGACAAAUGAGAAAUAUAGAAAAACUAGUCGAAUUUCUUCUAGUAAAUCAAAAUUUGACAUUGAUUUAACUAUAUUUGCAAACGAUCAUCAAUACCAAUUAUGGUUUGAUUUAUUAUUAAAAUUAAUUUGCAAUGAAGAUGAAAUUUUACGACAGGGACAAAUCCGUCAAGAAGCAUCAAAAGCUCUUAUGUAUAUUAUCGAUAAAAGAGCAAGAUCAUUUACAGAAAAAUUAUCAUUUUUCUACGCAUAUAUUAUUGAAAAUAAAUAUUCUCUAUUUGUUGAACAAUUAUUUAUAGAAUUGAAGAAAAGUAUACUGUUACUAAGCUGGAUCGAAGUAUUAGUCAAUGAUGAUGAAAAUAACUCAGAGAAAAUGACAGCAUUAGCAAUAUUAUAUUCUUUCGUUGAUAUUUGCUCAAAUCCAUCGAAUGAUAUAGACCUACCACGAAAAAAACAAAUUCGACAAAUUCUAAUUAUGUUUCAAGAACUUUUAUUAACACAAUUAAUUUCACCAUCACAAAUAGAAAAUACUCAAUAUGAUGAUUCAACUCAAAGUGAUUUAUCUAAAUUUCUUAUUUCUCAUGGUUUUGUAUCUUUUAUAACUACUUAUGUCAGUCAUAUUUUAAGGAGUUGUGCUGAUAAUGAUUUAUUGAAUUCAAUUUUUAUUAGUUUGUGUUUAAUGACAAAAACAGAAAAUAUUUUCAAUUUUGACCAAGUCCAGCCGAUAUUCACGAAACUAUUGCCAAUAUUAGUACAAUAUCUAUUGAAGAAUACUAUGAAUCAAGAAAAUUUAUCAAAUAGUCUGUAUAUCAUAUGUUGGUUAAUAGGUAAAAUGAGUAAUGUGAUGAUUAUUGGACCUGAACAGAAUUUUUUUGAGUUAAAACAUAUUGAUAAAUUGAAAUCACUUCUGUUUGCGGGUGGAUGUGAAAAAAUAAUAAUUGAAAAAAAUAAGUAUCUAUUCGAUUUAUACGAAUCGAAUCUUGCUGUUUAUAGUCGAUUUAAAAUAGACAAUCAAAUGCAAGAAUCCUUAUCAUCGUUAUCGGAUGAUGAAUUUUUAAUGUCAAUUUACAAUAACAUUGGUCAAGGUGCACAAUUAAUAUCAAAAAUGAAAGAACAUGUUGAAGAUAGACAACAAUUAUUAAAAUCAAUCGAACAUGAAGCAAAUGAUGCGUGUGCUGCUCUAUUUGCUGUUUAUAUUAAACAUUAUCGUCGAAUUGAUCUUGCUAAAAGAGAAUUACUGCGAAGGGAUGAUGAAAAACCACAUAAUAAAUUAUUAUCAAUCUAUGAAUGUUCAAAUGAUGUUAAAAUAUUAUUUACAACAACAAGAGCACAAGGUGGUAAUUUAAAUGAACUUUAUAAACAAAUUAAAAUGAAUACAUUAUUUUUACUUUUAUAUAUUCGAGAAGGAAAUUUAAUUCCAAUAAUCGAAACAGAUGAAGAUUUAUCAGCAUUACUAAAUCUAACAAAUAUACAACCAAAAAAACGAUUAUCAUUUCAACGACAAGUUUCACGAUGGACAAAAGCAAAAUAUGUUCUUCGUUUACUUCGUAAUACAAUGCAAGCAUGUGUUCGAUUUAAAAAAUUAAUGCUAGCUAAAAAACAGACAAAAUUAAAUCUUAGAAUUGAAAGUAAUUUAAAUCAAUUAAUUGAUACGUUUGUCUAUGGUGAUUUCUACAAGACGACAACAUUAAUAACAAGUGAAGAAAAGAAGUUAGAAUUAGACGAACUUUCUCAAUGUAUGUCUCGAUGUUAUGAGCGUGCAAUGACACGACUAAUUACAUAUCAUUUUAGUCAUAAAUUUAUUCAAAAUCUAUUAGAAAUCGAUGAUCAAAAUCAAAUUGUAACAAUUUUAAAUCUUUAUUUACCUCAUUUAAGAUCUUCCCAUUCAGAAUGGUUCUAUUUAGAAAAUAUUCAAGCAACAAACAAUCAACUUAAAGAACAAAUUCGUGAUGCAUACUAUUCAAUUAUUAAAACGAUUUUCUCGUUUAUUUUACGUUUAUUAACAUUUGAACCAAAAUUAUUAAUACAAAAUAUGUUUCAUUUACUCAAUCUAUCCUAUAAAUCUAUUGAUAUUGUCUGUUUAAAUCAAGAUCAAUUUGUUGAAGUAUUAUUUUUAUCAUUUGUUAGUUUUACUAAAGAAUCAAAUUAUAUCGUUUCACUUGAUACAAAAUUAACUGCAUAUAAUUGGUUUCGUUUUUAUGUAUGUAAAUUAUGUGAAAAUAUCGGAUUAGAUGAAAACAUGAGUAUAUCUAAUGAAAUAGUAAAACAACAACAAUUCGCUUUUAAUAUUAUAAUCUUAAAUGAAUUGAAAAGAUUAAAACAAUUACAACAAUUAUUACCAACUGAUGUCGAAAAUGAAGUUUAUAGUUCAAUAGAAAAUAGAAAAUAUUCAUUAAAUCAUGCUGCUAUUGAUUGGUUUAUUAAAGCAGCAACAGUUGAAAAUGAUAUAUCGAUUCAUUCAAGUAAAUUAUCCUCGAAACGCGAUGUUGAACUUUGUACAAAUCAAUUAUUAGUAUUUUUACUUCGAUGUAUUUAUUUAUAUGAUAAUGUUCGAUUGAUUUGUGCAAAUAUUGAUUAUAUUGAAGAAUUAUUAUAUAUUUAUCGUAGUAGUAAAAAUCAAAUUACAGUUUUACUUGCAUUGAAAAUUUUACGUAAUUUAAUUCCAUUAUUCCCGGAAACAACAAAUGAAAUAGCAAUUAUUACUAUAAAAAAUCUUUUAGAUGAACUUUUAGUCUCAAUUGGUAAUAGUUUUAUGAAACAGAAUAUGACUUCGGAAAUAAUUACUGAAUUGAUAAAUAUCUAUCGUACAGUAAUAUUUUUAAAGUCACCAUGGCAAAUGAUGGCAACACAAUUGAUUUACAAUGCGAUCAUAUCAUUUGUAAAUGAGAUCAAGUUGAAAUCAUUUAACACCAUUGAUACCAUUCAAAUGAACUAUGUUUUUGCAUCAUUAUGUGUUUUUGGUGGAUAUAUCCAGCCAUACUGUUUAGGUUCAAUUGUUAAUGUCUAUCCGAAUGAAGAAAGUAACGAAUAUGAUCUAGCAAUAAUUAUUGAUAUUAAUACCGAUGAUGAAAAUUCAAAUUCAUCUGAAGUCUUGCCCUAUUUCAUUCAAUAUUUGAAAACAAAUAAAACUGAAUGGAUUUCAGGUGAAAAAUUACGAAUUGAAAUCGAUGUUAUGCUACCGAAUCUAUUCUUAUUGAUAAAUAUUAAUGAUUCCAAUCUUACGAUACAUUCCCUUUUUGAUGCACUAGGAUAUAUAAUACAAAUGGAUACAUCAACAACAGAAUCUUUAAUAUUAUUAGAACUGAAACGUCAUUGUAUGUCAGCUUUGUGUUAUAUGUUAAAUGAUAAAAAACUUGUUGAAAUUUUCAUGGAAAAACCUUAUUCAUCAUUUAUCGCUAAAUUAUCAAUGUCGGAUUCUUUAUUUAAAAAUUAUUCAUUACCUGUUGAUUUACGUUUAUUCAAUCAACAACAUUUAGAACAAUAUUGUUUGAGUUUAAAUACUGACUUACGAUUCAAACAAAUUAUAGAAACAGGAAAUGAUAAUUACACUACUAGUAAUAAUAAUAAUAAUCAAAUUUCUCAACAGACAACAAUCAUAGAAAAGGAAGAUAAUACUUCAUUUAUUAUAUGGGAUCAAGAUGAAUUCAAUCGAGAUCCUUUGGUUGUCAACGCUUUAUCAAUGAGUGCAUUGAAAUAUAAUGGAUGGAAGCCUUAUACAUCGAAAUCAGAAAUUGAAUUAUUUGAACGCGGUCGAAUUGGGGAUAAGAACUUGGUUAUUUCUUCAAUGCCACGCAAUUUUAUCGAUUCUAGUCUAAUCAAAGAAUGUGGUGAUAAACACCGAUUUAAUGGUGAAAUCUGUCUAACUACUGAAAGUGAAACUGGAAUAUUUCCAACGUUCAUUGUUGAUAAUCUACAAUUGACUGAAGGUAAAUGGUACUAUUGUGUUCGAUUGCCAAUCGGUGGCAUUGUUCAAAUUGGUUAUGCAACAACAGGAUUUACACCUUUGCCUAGAGAAGGUAUUGGUGUAGGCGAUGAUAAAUACUCAUGGUCAUAUGAUGGAUCACGUGGUACGCUGUACAACGAUGGUGAAUUCAUUGCUCCAUUUGAAGAAAUUUGUUGGAUAAAGAAUGAUAUUUGUGGAUGUGGAAUCGAAAUUAAAGGUGAAAAUAUUCGAAUCAAAUAUUGGUUAAAUGGAAAAUUCUUAGGAACACCGUUUGAACAUCAAGGACAUGUUGGAACAUCGACAGCAAAAUGUAAUAUGUUACCACAUGGUCAUAAAACAACUUAUUUUCCUGCUGUUACUGUUCAUGUACCAUAUUUAAAUGUUGGUUGGUUUGAAUUUAUAUUUAGUCCCGAUGAUAUGGCACGUUGUCCAUUGCCAGAUGGAUAUAAACCAUUAUUAUUGCCGACAUUAAUUAAUAUUGAAAAUUCUAUUGUUCCUUAUCCAAACAGUGCUUAUUUAAUUGGGUUUGAUACUCAACAUUUUUUUCAUAGAAAACGAAGUAUAACUCCGAAGACACUUCUAUGUGAUUUUGUCAAUGAAUAUCAUCUUGAUACUUCAUGCACUCUAGACGAUUAUCAAUUACUACUACUAGAAGAUAGUGGUGGAUUUCCUUUAUCAAUAAAUAGUUAUCAAUCAUCACUAACUAUAAGUUUUGAUUUUGAAAUUUUAAACAAAAUUUCAAACCAUUCAAAUGAAUUAUUUAAUUUUUUAUUGUUUACAUUAGAUGCAACUGAAAUCUGUUCCGUACGAAUUCCAUCGGAUCAAAUUGAUAAUCGAGCACGAACUGCUAUUGUAAUUUGUUCAAAAGAACAAAAAAUUAAAAUCUAUUUAAAUAAUCUAUAUCAAGUAAUUACUAGUAGUUUUGAAAUACAAACCAUGACAAAAUUUAAUUUUCAUAUUUUACCCAAUAUUGGUGCUAGAAUAAAAAAUAUAGGCGUUUGGAAGUAUGCUUUAUGUGAAGAACAUAUUCGACGUCUAUUUACUUAUGGUCUAUCUUAUGUAGCAGUUGAUUAUAGACAAUUGACAGUAUAUCAACAACAAGCAAAUAGUUUUGUCUUUAAUAAAAAUCAAAAGCAUUUUAAUAAUGAAUUACUUGUUCCAUUCAAUGAAUCGUUUGAAGAAAGUCUUUGGAAAAAAAAGAAAGAACAAAUUGAUAUUGAUGAAACAAAAUAUUUUAGAACAAUUGAUGAUACAGAUGAAUCAACAAUACAAUUAUAUGGUAAUAAAACCUAUCUUGUUCUUUCAAAAUCAAUUGAACAAUGGUUUGAAUAUUCACUUAUACUCGAUAUUUCUUUACCGAAUUUACCGACAACUAAUGAACAUAUAACAAUUUUAUCCAUCAACUCAGAAGCUGCAAUUUAUAUUACACACAAGGGUAAAAUUUGUCUAUUGAAUCAUGAAAAAAUAAAUAAAAGUAAACGCAUAUUAAAAUUAAAUGAAUAUAUGCGUUUAGCUAUUUUUGUUCAAAAGAAAUCUGUUGAAAUUUAUAUCAAUGGAAUACUACAUAUUCGUUCGAAUGUUGAUAAGGAUCAAUUUGUAUUAAAAACCAACCAUAUUGAUCUGUUUCGAGAAGCAGAUCUAGAAAUGAAUACCACUAACGAUGAUUUAAUUCGAAUUAAAUGCAAAUCGAUUACAUUUCUUAAUCGAUUAGUAGAACUCGAUUUGAUUAAUCAACAAAUGAAAUCGCCAAAUGAUUCGUUAGUAUCAUUAGUUGCACCACCUUUUUCAUUGAUUGCAUCGAAUUUAAUUGCUAUCGGUUAUAAAGAAGAAUGGAUCAAAUGGGCCAUACAAAAAACAAAUUCAACAAAUAGUCAAGUUCUUGAUACGGUUAUACGCGAAAAUACAGAUGAGUUUUUAAAAAUUGAACAUGAAAACCAACAAAAACGUAAUUUAAUCAUUUUGUUCAGAGUAAAUCCAUCUUUCAUACAGGAAAAAUGGCAUGAAUUAGGAAAUAUUCCAGAAUUCAAUAACGAAGGUAUAAUAACUAUUGGUCAACUGAUAUGUGAUUAUAAAAAUUGCUCAAACGAUUCAAUUCAUAUGGAAAAUAACAAUAACAAUGAAUCGGAUAAGAAUGGACAAGUACGAUUCGAAAAGGAAUGGUAUCAACAAAUGGUUUAUGGAUUACAGAUACCAAAUACGAUAUUCGAAUGGAUGAAUGAUAAAUCAUCAAGAACAGAUCUAAGUGAUAUCUAUCAACUAUUAGAUUUGAGGAAAUCUGAACAACAAUUCACAACUGAGAUAUUAGAUCAACGAAAAAUCAUUCAUAAGUCCAUUCAAUACUCUCAUAAACAAAUUUCACGAAAACAAUAUUUAGAUUCGCGUUUCGCUUGUGAACAUGGUUUAAUAACAAUCUAUGCGCGUAACAGUAUUCUAAAUAUGUUAAAAGUUUGGUCAAAUGAGGAUUCAAGUUCAUUUUCGUUAGAAAAAUUUGGUGAUUAUGCAUUUAUGGUUAAAUUAUUGCGAUUACUAGAUUAUCAUUAUACAUAUAGAAGCUCAUACAUAGAUGAUAACAUGAAUAGAGUAACUUUCUUAAUUCAUUCAAUUCUUCAAUUUGAAACAAAAGAAUUUAUUAAACAAGCAAAUAAAAAUAAAGAAUUUACUAUUGAAAUGUUAAAAAGUAAAGCUCCAUUAUUGUAUGAGUUACAAAAGGAUGUAAUUGUUCAGUUGAUUCAAUUCAUAUUGAACCCUUCAUUAUUAUUAUGCGACUUAGAAAAUAAGAAUACAUUAAUUAUUAAUGAAGAAACACUGAUUAAACAAUCAAAUUUGAAUUUCAUUUUCAAAAUGUUAAAUCUCUUCGUUAAAUUAGCAACUGAUAAAUCAAUAAUGAAACAAAAUGAAAUUGAUUUAUUCCUUCCACUUAUUUUUCGAGCGUCAUUUAUUAAUCUCAUGUUCGAUUUAUUUCUAUUACUUUCAGAACAUCAAUCAAAAAUAAUGGUUCUCCGUCUAUUUGUUACGUAA
This is a messenger RNA of Rotaria sp. Silwood1, 8286 nucleotides long. The record is from the annotation of a GenBank genome assembly. Lineage: Eukaryota; Metazoa; Rotifera; Eurotatoria; Philodinida; Philodinidae.